GCCGCCUCCUUUGACAGAGACCGUUGAAAAGCUGCAAGGCGAGGGCAGAUCUCGCAGAGGGAGAGAGCGGGCGGUUGAUCAGCCUCCCUGUCCGGCCAGCGCCAGCGUUGAUGCCCGGGAAAGUGCUCGCCCCGACACUGCUCCCUGUUUAGGCAUCUUCUGCCCUCCAGCUGAAGGCGGUUGACAAGCGGGGGAAGGCCGGGAAGGAGAGUGAAAUCUGGGAGCAGUUGCAGGUGUUGCCCAUCGUGUGCUAUGGGAUGGAUGAAGUCGAGCAAGAUAGGUAUGAGGCAAGGCUGAAGGAGGUGUUUGACAGCUUCGAUACCAUUGGCUCUGGGUCACUGGGCCGCGAGGAGCUGACUGACCUCUGUCAUAUGCUGCAGUUACAAGAAGUUGCUCCAGUGCUGCUGCAGACCCUCCUUCAAGAAAAUCUCUCCGGCAGGGUACAUUUUGAACAAUUUAAAGAGGCACUGAUCUUUAUUUUGUCGACUACUAUUGAAGGAAAUUUCUCAGGGGAUGACAAUUAUCAAGAACUAGAUUCCACCGAGGUACAGCCAAAGUAUGUCAAGGAUGGAAAACGAUAUGGACGAAGAACGGCGCCAGAAUUUCAGGAUUCACUGGAGGAAGUUACUGGCACAGCACCAAAGUCCGAUGGACGGCAGCCAGAACACAAUCCUUCUGGGGAUGAUAUUGAGAACUGGAAAGCUUCCACUGAAAGGGAAGAAUACGAAGCUGAAGGUCAGUUGGGAUUUUGGAACCCGGAUGACGUGACUACUUCUCAGUGUGUGUUUGGUGCUGGUCCCAAAUGGAUUGAAGAACGACUUCAAAUGGUUUCUGAAGAGCUUGGAGUCACCAAAGACAGUUACCUGAGCAGCAAAGAGUUGAUUUCCAUAUGUGAUCAAUGUGGGCUUCAGAAUGUAGAUGCAGAGGUCCUGGAUGACAUAUUUCAAAACCUAGAUGAAGAUGGAUUAAUGCGUCUUGAGGAUUUUCUUCAUGAAAUCUUAAAAAAAUCAGCACCUUCUUCUGCUUCUACUCCUUAUAGGCAAUUAAAGAGACAUCAUUCCUUGCAGCCUUUCGAUGAGAGUGGACGGCGCACUGCUACCCCCUCUGCCAUGACCAGUACUAUUGGUCAUCGUCUAUUUUCAUGUUUGGAUGAUGGGACAGGAUACACCUCAGCAGAUCAGAUCUUGGAUGCCUGGCAAAAUGAAGGAAUUGAAAAUGGCCUCGAAAUUCUAAAGACCUUGGAUUUUGCUCUGUAUGGGAAGGUCAACCUGUCAGAAUUUACCCUGGCUUUGGAGAACGAGCUUCUGAUAACAAAGAGCGGAAUCCACCGAGCUGUUCUGGCCAGCUUCAAAAAUGAGAUUAGACACUUAAUGGAGCGUGUUGAUCAAGUUUUAAGAGAAAAAGAGAAACUCCGAACGGAUUUAGAAAAGGCUGAGAAGUUGAAAAACCUAAUGGCCUCAGAGGUGGACGACCGCCAUGCUGCUAUCGAACACCUCAAUGAAUGCAAUCUCCGUAAAUUAGAGCAAGAAUACAAGAACCGUCUCGCUGCUCUGAAGACAGAUCUAACCAAAGAAAAGGACCAGAUUUUUCAUCAGGCCAAUAAGCAAAGAAUAGAACUUGAAAAAGAGGUUGAAAAAGUGAAAGCAGAGGAAGGAUACAUCAGGGACCGACUUACUCUAACACUAAAGGAAAACAGUCGGCUGGAGAAGGAGCUUUUAGAAAAUUCAGAGAAGCUGUUUGAAUCUGAGAAACUAACAAAGAAGCUGCAAAAGAAUCUGGACACCAUUUUGAAAGAUAAGUUUGGAGACCUUGAUCCAACAACUGCUGAAUUCUUCUUGCAUGAGGAAAGAUUUGCACGAAUACGAAAAGAAUAUGAACAGCAAUUUAGAGAGCUCCAGGACCGGAUUGAUGAGCUCCAAUCAGAACUACAAGCAUAUCAGAUACAAGGGAAAUGUUUUAAACAGUUGCUAAGAAGUUCUUUGGCUGAGGAAAUGGAGAGCAAGAAUGAAAUAGGAGACUAUGAUCCAGCUUUUGAUCCCGAGGAAAGCAAUCCACUAAACAUGAGUUUGGAAGCAGAAAUGGCCAUUGAACAAAUUAAAGAACAACAUCAACAGGCAGUUCAUAAUUUGAAGGCUGAAUUAGAAGCAAAGAUAAAUUAUUAUGAGGCACAAAUGGAAGAAUCAAAAGUAAAAUAUGAAGUAGAGAAAGAGGGCGUUAACCAGGUGCACAACAGAGAGAUUUCAAAAAUGCAAGUAGAAAUUAAAGAACUCAGAAGUCAUAUUUCAUAUCUUCAAGGAGAAAUUGAAACCCUUCAAAAGUUACAACAUUCAAUAGAAUGUAAACAUAGACAAGAAAAGAAUGAACUGCUGGAUAAAUUUAAUGUAGAGAAAGCACAACUAGAGAAGCAGUUGAAGCAGGAACAUGAAGAAACAACCCGGAACAAAAUGGAAGAAGCAAUCCAGUCUUUCUACAAAGAGAAGGAAGAAUUAUUAUGUAAGCUGAGUACUACUGAGGCACAAGUGGAGGCGCAAAGAAGAGAACUGAAGGAAGCAUUUGUAAAGGAAAAAAUGGAGCUCAAGCAGGUCUACUCCAGACAAAUUUCUGAGAUUACAGAAAACCUUCAACAAGAGAAAGAGGGGUUACAACAGAAUCUUCUGCAUCAGAAGCAAAAUGAGCUGCUGCAGCAAAGGAAAAGUAUAGAAGAUGACUUUAACCAGAGGAUUUCUGAGAUGGAAGCCCAGUUUGCAAAGGAGCAGCAAACAUUCAAAGUUAAGCUCAAAGCAGAAACUUGUGAGCUUCGAGAAAAAUAUCAGCAAGAACUGCAGGAUCUUGAAAAGCAGCUUUAUGAAGAGAAAGGCCAGUGGGAAUUUGAAAAAGAGGAGCUUUUACAGGAAAAUGAAGAAGAAAAAGAAAAACUUAAGGCAAUGCUGAUAGAUGAGAAGGCUCUGUUUUCUCAGACUUUAGCUGAGGAGAGAGACAGAUUAGAGAAAACCUACAAAGAAGAAUUAAAUAAAUCAGCUUUUAAACAACAGCAGCUUCAGAAGGAACUAGAAGAAUUAAAAGAUGAUGCCUCUAAAAAAGAGAGUAUUUUGACAAAUGAGAUUAUCAACUUAAGGAAGGAAUUACAAUUACAGAAGAAAGAACAAUUGGUUAUGUCUCUAGGGAAGGCAGAUCACUCCAUGCCAAAUUCUAAGAAGGUAGAAUCUGAGAAUGAGGAAAAAAUAUUGAAAUUGGAGAAAGUCAAAUUGGAAGAAAAAAAUGGGAUGACUUCUAAUCAACUUGGGAUUUCACAGGAGGAAUCUGAAACAAUGAAAGAAUGUUUUUCCGAAGUCUCUGAUCUGCAAGAGAGAAAUCUGGAAAAAAACAUAGACCCCUUUGGUGAGGAGCAGCAGGUUAAUUAUGAAACAGGGGGAGAGGAUAAAAAGAUGAAAGGUAGAAUUUCUCAGUCAGGGGAGAUAACUCAGCUGAAAGAAGAAAGGAUGCCCCUGUCAAAAGUAUUACAUGAGGAAAUUAGGACGGAAAAUGCAGAGUUAAGCACUGAAUUGUUGGAACAAAAGGAAAGUAUAGAGGAAUCAAAAGUUGAAGCAGCAGAAUGCUUAAGCCUGCAGGAAGCUAAUUACUUACUUAAGAGAGAAAAAGUGGAAUUAAUGAAGGUAAACACUGAACUUCAAGAAAAGGUUGAGAUACUACAAGGUAAGGUUACAGCUCUUUCACAUUCAGAGGCUGUGUGUAAGCUUUCUGAGAAAGAAAUCAGAUUAGAAAAUUCCAAUCUGAAAGAGAGAAUAAAGGAACUAGAGGAUAAAGCAUUGGAUGUCUCAGACUUGCGGAAAACUAUCGAGUUCUUUCAGAAUGAAAAGACUGAAAUUAUAAGCAGAAAGCUGGAACUUCAAGAAAAAGUCGAACAAUUACAAGAGCGAGUAGAAGUUCUUAAAAAGGGGCAGGAAGAGUCUGAGAAAGAGUUAGUAGAAGCAAGGUCGCAAAUUGUUUCUUUGCAAGACAGUGAAGUGGCAUUGGAAGAAAAAACUUUGCAGCUCUCAAACUUACAGAAAUCUUUUGAGUUGUUUAAGAAUGAAAAAAUGGAAAUGGAGAAGGAAUGUGUAGAACUUAAAGAAAAAGGUGAACUGUUACAGGACAAAUUAAAGGUUCUUGCAGAUUUAGAAAGAGCACACGAAGUAUCCAAGAAAGAAGUAGCAAGAUUAAAGGCUCUGAACACAAGUCUGCAAGAAAGAACCAAAUACCUGGAAGAGAAGGUUGUGUCCACUUCAGAACUCCACAAUCGAAAUUCUCAAAUUGAAAAGGAGAAUACUGAAUUAAAAGUUGUUGUCUCCACACUGCAAGAGCAACUUGAUCAGCUGCAUACUCGAAUGCAGAGUAGUGAAUCUGAAGUACUCGCCGAUAGGAGUGAUAUAUGGAAAGAUCAAAAGACCACACCAAAGGCGGACAAAGAAGACUAUCUGUCGAAGAUCCUAGAAAUGAAUGAAGCACAACAGGAGUUAAUGCAACGAGUGGAGAUUUUGAUUGGAGACAAACUAAAUGCUCAGAAAAUGAUAGAAGUUCUGAACAAGCAGGUGUUGGAGCUGACAUCCCAGAACCAGCAGCUGGACUCUGAGAAUGAGGACUUAUGCCACAAAAACUCAAAGAAUCAAGCUGACGUACUGGAACUGAAGCAGAGAUUGGCUGAACUAAUUCGUCAGAAGGAGAAAAAGGCAGGGAAUUUACAAAAGCAGGAAGAUGAAAAAAAUUAUUUAAUGCAAGAAAAUGAAAAUAACCAAUUCUGCAAAUAUAACAAACUGGAAGAUGAGGUUACUGCUUUAAGACACAAAAAUGAAAAGUUGAUCAGAGAGAAAGAAACAUUGAACGAUGAAGUGAACCGAUGCAUUGAAAAGAUUGCCAAAAUGAACAUUGUGGAGGUGCAGACUGAAAAUUUCAGACAAGAAUGGCAGAAUUCACUACAAGAAGUUCAAAAAUUAACUGCCCAGCUAAAUGCAUCACAAGAACAGGUACAGAAUCUGGAAGAACGUUUACAAAAUUUCAACCUCCAGACAGCAAAACUGAAAUCAGACUUCCGGGUAGCUCAACAGGAAAAGGAGGCAUUGAAAAAGGAAGUGAUGUUGUUGCACAAACAGCUACAGACUACCAAAGACAAGAAUCAGGAGCUGGAGCUUAAUUUGCAUUCUGCAGAUUUCCAACACCAGCAGAAAAAGUUCUAUCAGGAUGAUCUGGCUCAGCUGGUGGAAGAAGAACAGAGAUUACUACGGGACAAAAAUGAGAGGCUGCAGAAAGAGGAACAGCACAUAAAAGAAGAGCUGCACAUUGCCAGGGAGAAGAUCAAACAACUGGAAUCUGCAGUUUUAACACUGAAACACCAGAAACACUACACAAAGUCUACCUUACUUAAAGCUGCUGAACAGGAAAAACUAUGCAUGAAGAGAGAAUACGAUCAGGUUCAGAAAGAUCUCGCCAGGAAGACAAGUCUGAUGUCCUCAUUUGAACAUGAACUGAAAGUCCUUAAUGUAGAAAAUGAGAUGCUGCGACAGAAACAAGCUACCCUAGAAAGCCAAUUAUUGGAGACUAAUGAAAAGCUGCUACAAUCAAAUUCAAACCUGACACUGAGCCAGACACAAAAUCUUCAAGAACUUCAACAAGUGCGGGAACGUAUCUGCUCCAUGGUGCCUAAAGAGCAACUAGUACAACUUCAGGAAUGGCUGAAUCUCAAGGAAGUUCAGUGUCAUCAACUGCAAGAUCAGUUGGACGCAAAAGCCGCAGAAAGCAAUACUCAGCAGGAGGCGUAUGAACAAUUGCUAGAAAAGAUGGAGGAGAGGAUGCAAGAUGUUGAAAAUAAGUUAAGAAACCUUAAGUUGCUUCUUCAGGACAAGGUCUAUCAACUGAAGGAACAACUGUCAAAGAACAUUAAAGUGGAUGAAAUAGUAAAGGAUUUGUACAUUGAAAAUGCCCAACUCCUCAAGGCCCUUGAAAUGUCUGAACAAAGACAGAAGACAACAGAGAAGAAAAACUACCUGCUUGAAGAAAAUAUUGCUGGCCUUAAUAAAAUAAUCAAGGACCUAUCUGCACCAUCGUUGUCUGCAACCUCGAAUUGUUAUUCAUCUUAAUGCUUUCUAUAAGUAAAGUACCAAGAGCUGCAGUACAAAGAAGAACAAAGCUUGAACACUAAUGCACUUUAUGGAUUGAAUAUUUAUUGAGUGCUUACAUUUUCCAGGACUCCACUAUGUUAAGGAUUACAGAAAGGAAAAGGCACUGAACAUUACGUACAUAAUAAUGCCCUAGUGACAGUUGUUUGAACUGUUUGGAAUACUUCAAUCUUCAUUAUUUAAUUUCCAAAGGAAAGUUUGCAUUCAAUGAUAAACUGACUCUGGAUAAAACUGCUGUCUGUGAGCGGGAUAUCUGGUUGCUUAGUUUUCGAACAUUUUAGGCCAAAGACUAAGUACUGUAACUGGGGAGAGAAGAGCCAAUUAAAAGCAACUACUGUUUUACUAUGGCAAAAAAAAAGUGUUUGUAAAUAUGGACAACUUUGCCUUUUGUUUUAUCCAAAGUAUUAAUGGUGAUAAUUUAAAUGUAAAGUAUGCAUUUUUUUUAACUUAUACAGUUUGUAAACCAGAAUAUAAAUGUGGUGCAAUGAAGACGUUGAUGUAUUCUUGAGAAAAAAAAUGUAUGUAUUGAUAUUUAAAAUUAUACUAUGCAUAACAAUCAAAUCAAACCAGUUAAAGUAUUAAUGUUAACAUCUUCUGGAAAGCCCAUUAACAUGUAAAAUUUCAAUAAGGGUCGUAUUAUCUAAUAUUUAAUUUUGUACAAAAUAAACAUUAUUGCAUACAGAAAACAAUAUUUCCUUCAUGCUGACUGGAACAAUGCAAAUAUGUUGUAAGUUAUGCAUUGCAAUUGAAUUCAUUCACACAUUGCUAAAAAUCCAGUGCAUGUUCCUACACGGUCUCACCAAAUUAAACCAGUAAUUAUUCCCAUGAAUGUAAUAUUGUUGUAAUUUAGAUAUAUAAAAGCAAGCAUUCUUCAGAAUCACAAAAACCAACUUGAAUCAGGCUUCCAGCCAGAUACAGGUAUCAUUUGUAACCAAUGUUUCAAUGACAAGCUCUGCCACCUUCUCAGCAAUGGGCACGUCUAGUUCAGUGGCAUUUAUAUCCCCAUAGUCCAUCCCUCCUGAUUGGUUAGUCAUCAUCCAAUCAGGUUUCCGCUCUCCCACCUUGUUUACAAUUGAAUUCCAGUUCCUACUUAGAGUGAGACCUUCAUCUUUGUUAAAAUUCUUCUCAUCUAGUCUUAUUUCAAUGGCUUCCUUUACCAGGCAGUACCAAAAGCCAUUGCUGCGGCACAGUAGUUUUGUGCCAUCAAAGUCAAUCCUGUGGCCAUUGUGAAUGCAGUGUUCUGCUACCACCAAUUUUUUCGGGUAGCCUGAACGUCCUAUGAUCCUUGAUGUGGUUUUCCACUGUGCUUCCUUUCUGGCCAAUAUACCUUGCUCUGCAUUCGCAGGGAAUCAUGUAAAAGCCAGGCAACCUGCGACCGAGGUCUUCUUUGACCAGCAUAAGCUGUGACUUGAGCUUCCUUAUGGGUUUAUGGGUGACAUUAAUCCGGUAUUUCUUCAGGAUCCUGGUGAUCAUGCAAGUGUAUGGAAGACCAGUGGUGGCAACAGGUUCCUCCUCAUUGUUCAGUGUCCUGGUUUUUCUGUCAGCCCUUUUGUGGGCCCGAUUGAUUUCCUUCACCUUGCAGCCACUCUGUACUCCAGGCACUCCAAUUGUUCCACAACCAUCUAAACAGUAUACAUCCAAACAUCCAAUUCACAAGGGAGAUGGAGAACAAUGAUUGCCUCCCAUUCCUGGGCAUUCUAAUAUGACGGAAAUUGGUAGCCUCAGAUAUGGUGUCUAUCAGAAACCCACUUACACAGACUUGUAUCUCAAUAGUAAGAGCCACCAUCACGUCCCAAUGUAAAGCAGUUCUUUCUACUUUGAUUAACCAUGUGAAAACUAUUUCGGACUCAGAGAUCUCCCCAAGGAAACAAGAUGAUUACUCACAGCGUUCCUAUAGAAUGGCUACAAGGUGAAGGAAAUCAAUUGGGACCUAAAAGGGUUGACAGAAAAAGCAGGAAAUCUAACAAUGAGGAUGAACCCAUUGCCACAGCCCGUCUUCCCUAUAUUUUAAAAUUACCUUUGUGUUUCAGGAACAGUGAAUUUUAAAGUAUUAUAUAUAAAAAGUAUAAAGUAUAUUUUAUCUUGCAAAGGUGAUUGAUGGUUAGGGCAGAUGGUCGAUUUUCUUAGUUUACAAAUGUAGUCAUUUUAAGUGUAACACACACAAAGUGCUGGAGGAACUCAGCAGGUCGGGUGGCAAAUGGAAUUGAAUGCUGCCCAGGUGGUACCUGACAAGAUAUAUUUGAGAUACUCCCCUUUCUUGGCAUGGGUGCUCCUGCUCACUCUGAUUUUAUGAGGUGUUGCUGUGGAGUCUGCACUUGAUCAAGAAUGAUGUCGAACCAUUUUGCUGUUAGAGCUUGGGUGAACUGAAAUCGGUUUAUUGUUACAUGUACUGACAUACAGUGAAAAGCUUGUUUUGCAUACUGUACACAGACAAAUCAUUACACUGUGCAUUGAGGCACAAUAAGGUAAAACAAUAACAAAAUGCAGAAUAAAGUAUAAUAGCUACAGAGAAAGUGCCGUGCAGAUCAACAGUAAAGUGCAAGAUCAUAACUAGGUAGAUUGUGAGGUCAAUUUAUUAUAGUAGGGAACCAUUCAAUGGUCAACAGUGGGAUGAGAAACAUGUCUUGGAUGAAAUUGAAAUGUUUCCUUGGUUCUCUUUUUUUUCCAGAUAGAAGCUGAAACAACAAUUUUGGAAACACUUACAUUUGAAGUAAUUUGCUGUAAUUUGGAGUUGACUUUAUGUUAUUCAUUUUCCCUUUGUCAUACCCAGAAAAACACAGAUGAAAAGCUGAAAACAUGGAGUUUCACAACUGUUCCGUUAUCUGAUAACUCUAUUAAAAAAAGUCUCUACUUUGUACAACAUUUGGUGUACAGAGUGAAGCAUCCAUGUCAAAUAGCAGUGUACACAUGAUAAAUUGCAAAUGUGUUUAAAAAGAAUUUUUGCAAUUGUUCGCCCAAAAUAUUUUGAGUUAUGGAAUUGUCCUUUGAAACAUAAUUCCUUCCAUUUGUA
Messenger RNA from Hypanus sabinus (Atlantic stingray), 9159 nucleotides. RefSeq names its product ninein (GSK3B interacting protein) (gene nin). The record is from RefSeq and is a predicted model, not a curated record. Bases 258 to 6110 code for a protein of 1950 amino acids. Gene Ontology annotation, cellular component: mitotic spindle pole; ciliary transition fiber; centriole. The transcript is spliced from 29 exons. Gene Ontology annotation, molecular function: calcium ion binding. NCBI's taxonomy places the organism in Eukaryota, Metazoa, Chordata, Chondrichthyes, Myliobatiformes, Dasyatidae. Gene Ontology annotation, biological process: centrosome-templated microtubule nucleation; centrosome localization; microtubule anchoring at centrosome.